This is a messenger RNA of Lithohypha guttulata, 1908 nucleotides long. RefSeq lists its product as uncharacterized. The transcript has 4 exons. The record is from RefSeq and is a predicted model, not a curated record. The coding region runs from base 1 to 1908 and encodes 635 amino acids. NCBI's taxonomy places the organism in Eukaryota, Fungi, Ascomycota, Eurotiomycetes, Chaetothyriales, Trichomeriaceae.
AUGCUCUCACAGUCCUUCAUCUGGCUUGCAUUGGCACUAUCAGUGUCCUCACUCUGGGAUGGGAACCUCAACUAUCGCAGUCCAUCACUCAACCACGAUAGUCUUGGAAUCGAUGUACCAAAAGUGCAAAAACGAAUGUUGAGGAAACGAGAUGGUUCUACACCUCAUGCUGUCGGACAACUCAAUUUUACUCAUGGGGUUGCCUCUGGAGAUCCCUGGGCGGACUCUGUCAUCUUGUGGACACGAGUCUCACCUCAAUAUGAGGCCGAUAGAUCCAACGUGACGGUGGAGGGUAAUGUGCCGCUCUUCAAUCAUGACACAGAGCGAUAUAUUCAGAUGUCUUCUUCGCCGAUUUGUGUAAACUGGAAGGUUACGACGAGCCCCAACAUGGCAGGGGCAUCCGCUGCUGGUGGCCAAGUCUACACUACGUCAGACAUCGACUAUACCAUCAAGAUCGAGGCAAAGGGUUUGAAAGCCUAUACUACAUACUACUACCAGUUCACUGUCUGCAACUCUCAAAUAGCUAGUCCCAUUGGCCGCACAAAGACCUCGCCUACUGAAGACGACGCAACCACUGCACUCUCGUUCGCAGUCUUCAGCUGUAGUAACUAUCCAAAUGGCUACUUCAAUGUGUAUGGUAACGCGGCCAGGAAGGAUAACUUCGACUAUGCUCUCCAUUUAGGCGACUAUAUUUACGAAACAAGUCGUGGUGUCCUUGGUAGAGAUCCUCGCGCGAGCGCACCUGGACGCGAGAUAGUGACUCUUUACGACUAUCGAACUCGUAUCGCGCAGUACCGCUCAGAUCUCGACUUGAGGCUCAUACACCAGAAUCAUGCCUUUAUUACGGUAUGGGAUGACCACGAGAUCGCCAAUAACAACUACCGAGAUGGUAGCUCUGCAAUGAACAACACGGAGAACUCUUUCAAUAAGUACGACGGUGUCAGCUUUGACCAACGCAAGAUGAAUGCAGUACGUGCAUACUUUGAGUGGAUGCCACUGCGCCAGGCAGAUCUUGACGACAACCUACGAAUAUGGCGCAGCUUCAGAAUGGGCAAGCUAAUGGACUUGAUCAUGCUUGAUACUCGCUCGUAUGAUCGCAGCAUCACUAGCCUGGGCUGGAAUGACGAGUAUGUGUAUGAGAUCUCGAACGAUGCUGGACGUUCCUUGAUGGGUUCGAGGCAAGAAAACUGGUUCUACAACAAUCUUCUUGCAUCGAAAGAACGAGGUGCCACCUGGCGGAUUAUUGGCAAUCAGAUCAUCUUUAGUCGGAUCAACGAGACUUCCACUCUCGACGAGGAUGACCCGUACAUCCCUUUCCCUGUUGAUUCAUGGGAUGGCUACACAGCCAACAGAAACAGGACAUACCAGCAUUUGUACGACAACAUGAUCGGAAACAAUAUCAUGCUAGCAGGUGACUCACAUCAGAAUUGGGUAAGCGACAUGAUCUGGCUAGGCGAAGAGAAUUACGAUCCUGCUACUGGUGCUGGUAGCAUAGGUGUGGAAUUUGCUGGAACCGCUGUCAGCUCGUCAGGACCUGGAGGCAACCUGACCACAAACAUUCGUGGUUCGCGACGAAUUGUUGGGGACAACCAAGAACUCCAGUGGCAGGAGGGCUAUUAUCGAGGUUAUUUUGAGCUACACAUUGACGCUCAGAAGGUCGAGGCCCAGUUUUUCGGCAGUCCCUCAGUGGCCACCAGGAACCCCUACGAGGUGCCUCUUGCGAAUUUCACGGUCUAUGCUGGUGACAACCAUUUGGCGAGACCGGUGGCGGGAGGGAGAGUCGCGAGCGGCGCGCUUCAACGAGGUGAGAUAGUGAUGACGAACUUGACGCUUAAUACUGAGACUGGACAAUGGGGAUAUCAGGCGUCGCAGUUCAACCAGAUGUUCAUAAGCUAUCCUCCUAGCUAG